Messenger RNA from Saccharomyces cerevisiae S288C, 3597 nucleotides. It is a transcript of the gene ATG26, whose product is annotated as sterol 3-beta-glucosyltransferase. The transcript has a single exon. The record is from RefSeq and is marked reviewed. Gene Ontology annotation, biological process: carbohydrate metabolic process. The coding region runs from base 1 to 3597 and encodes 1198 amino acids. Gene Ontology annotation, cellular component: cytoplasm; membrane. NCBI's taxonomy places the organism in Eukaryota, Fungi, Ascomycota, Saccharomycetes, Saccharomycetales, Saccharomycetaceae. Gene Ontology annotation, molecular function: hexosyltransferase activity; UDP-glycosyltransferase activity; sterol 3-beta-glucosyltransferase activity.
AUGCCCAUCACUCAAAUCAUAUCAGCGUCUGAUAGCGAGGCGGGGCCAAAACCAAGCAUUUCGUUGGUACCUGAUAAGCCAUCUGAGCCAGAAACUUCCCCUAGGCAUCAUCGCCUUUCAAGGUCACUUUCGAAGUUCAAGCGCUGGAGAGGAAGAUCAAAUAGCAGUUUAUCGAUGGGGUCGUCUGAGCAGCAAGAACUGCAGGACAGUCCAAAUGAAGCCCGUAGUGAUGAUGACGAAAACGGUUACAAUAACGAUAAUGCAGAUGACUUGGCGAAAUCCAAGUAUAUGAUGAAAAGUAUUGCCGGUUUAUUAACUACUGCUAGUGUGUAUGCAGGGAUGAAUAAUGCUCAAGAAAUGAAUGUGUUGUCGCAAGUUGAUUCUGAAGAAUCUGAUUCCAGUGAUAGUUUCCAGGAAAACAUUGGUCGAAAUGAGGUAAAAAGCAAAAAGGAAAAUCUCAAAACUAAAUCGCAUCCGGAAGUACCAAGAUUAGACAAAAGAAAGCCAACUUUAUUCGACUUCUCAAUAACUAGGGAAAAACUGUCAAAAGACAAUGUGGCUAAGUUGAGACAGCGGUUUUGUUUAGACGAACAGGAACCAUUUUUGAAUGAUUUCCCUGCAUGGCUACUUAAAGAUGUGUUGGUUCAAGGCCAUAUUUUUAUUACAACAAAACAUUUCCUAUUCUUUGCAUAUUUACCUAAGAAUCCUCGGUCGGUUAAAAUGUCUGGAAACCUUAAUAUCAGGACAAAACUAAUUAGGUCUACCAGGUAUUGGUGCGUACUAAAGAAUCAUUUAUUUUCUAUGUAUACCUCAUCAACUGAGCUAUACUUUCCGGUUUUAACCAUAGAUUUGAGGGAGGUCCAAAAAAUUGAAACACAAAAACAUACCUUAAACGGGAGUGCUACGAAAACAUUUAAGCUUUACACAGAUGAAAGUACAUUCAAAUUCAAUGCAGAUUCAGAGUUCUCCGCUAAAUCGUGGGUGAACGCUUUGAAAAAGGAGCAGUUCGCAGCUCAGAAUUCUGAAAACAAUUCGAUAAGUUUAAAAAUUCCGCUGCCCAACAUUAUAGAGAUAGAUGAUCAACCUAUAGUCAACAAAGCUUUAACAUUGAGAUUAAGAGCUUUGGAGAGCUCACAGACCUAUGCUAUCGAUGAUUUCAUGUUUGUUUUCAUGGAUGGGUCCGGUAGUCAGGUCAAAGAGAGCCUUGGCGAACAGUUGGCUAUAUUGCAGAAAUCCGGUGUUAAUACACUUUAUUAUGAUAUUCCAGCCAAGAAAUCAAAAUCAAGUUUUGGAAAAGAGACACCAGCUACAGUUGAGCAAAAGAAUAACGGCGAGGAUUCAAAAUAUUUGAAUGUUCCAACUUCGGCUGUGCCUUCUUCGGAAAAUGGGAAAAAGAGUCGAUUCAGAUUUAGAGAAAGAAGCAAUAGUUGGUUUCGUAGAGCUAAACCUCUUGAAGAUUCUCAAGUUGAGGAUGUGGAGGAAAUAUAUAAAGAUGCGGCGAAUGAUAUAGACUCUUCUGUGCAUUCCACGAUUCAUAUUCAUGAACAAGAAGAUAGUCAAGAGCAAACCGUAGCUUGGAAGCCAAGUCACCUCAAAAAUUUUGCCGAAAUGUGGGCUGCCAAACCAAUACACUACCGGAACAAGUUUAUCCCGUUUCAAAAGGAUGAUACCUAUUUGAUUAAAGAAACAGAAGAGGUUUCUGCUAACGAGCGGUUCAGGUACCAUUUCAAGUUUAAUAAAGAGAAGUCACUAAUCAGUACUUACUACACAUACCUGAAUAGAAAUGUUCCCGUUUAUGGUAAGAUUUACGUAUCCAAUGAUACGGUGUGCUUCAGAUCGUUAUUACCAGGGUCUAAUACAUACAUGGUUUUGCCAUUGGUUGAUGUGGAGACAUGCUAUAAAGAAAAGGGAUUUCGAUUUGGUUAUUUUGUAUUGGUUAUAGUAAUUCACGGUCACGAGGAGCUAUUUUUUGAAUUUAGCACUGAGGUCGCCAGGGAUGAUAUUGAACGCAUUCUUUUAAAGCUCUUAGAUAACAUAUAUGCAAGCAGUGCAGAAGGAUCGAAUAUAUCGAGUGCUUCUCUUGGCGAUGUUCAGCAUAACCCUGACUCAGCGAAGUUGAAGCUUUUCGAAGAUAAAAUUAAUGCCGAGGGCUUUGAGGUACCGUUAAUGAUUGAUGAGAAUCCGCACUAUAAAACAAGCAUAAAACCAAACAAGAGUUAUAAGUUUGGAUUAUUGACGAUUGGCUCAAGAGGGGAUGUUCAACCAUAUAUUGCACUUGGAAAGGGCUUGAUAAAAGAAGGUCACCAAGUGGUAAUAAUUACACAUUCGGAAUUUAGAGACUUUGUUGAAAGUCAUGGAAUCCAGUUUGAAGAGAUUGCUGGUAACCCAGUGGAGUUGAUGUCCUUGAUGGUGGAAAAUGAAUCAAUGAAUGUUAAAAUGCUGAGAGAAGCUUCGAGCAAAUUUAGGGGAUGGAUCGAUGCUCUUUUACAGACAUCUUGGGAGGUUUGUAACAGAAGAAAAUUUGAUAUUCUGAUUGAAUCACCCUCAGCUAUGGUUGGUAUUCAUAUUACUGAAGCAUUGCAAAUUCCUUAUUUUCGAGCAUUUACCAUGCCAUGGACAAGAACAAGAGCAUAUCCACAUGCAUUUAUUGUACCAGAUCAAAAAAGGGGCGGUAACUAUAACUACCUGACACAUGUCCUUUUCGAAAACGUUUUCUGGAAGGGAAUUAGUGGGCAAGUAAACAAGUGGAGAGUUGAAACUCUAGGUUUAGGGAAAACAAAUCUUUUUCUUUUACAGCAGAAUAAUGUUCCUUUCUUAUACAAUGUUUCUCCUACAAUUUUUCCGCCAUCAAUUGAUUUUAGCGAGUGGGUGAGAGUUACAGGAUAUUGGUUUCUUGAUGAUAAGAGUACUUUCAAACCGCCAGCAGAAUUACAAGAAUUUAUUUCUGAGGCAAGAUCAAAAGGAAAAAAAUUGGUUUAUAUCGGGUUUGGUUCGAUUGUAGUCUCUAAUGCCAAAGAAAUGACGGAAGCUCUUGUCGAAGCAGUUAUGGAAGCAGAUGUAUACUGCAUUUUAAAUAAGGGAUGGUCAGAAAGGUUGGGCGAUAAGGCGGCAAAGAAGACAGAGGUAGAUCUUCCAAGAAACAUUUUAAAUAUCGGAAACGUUCCCCAUGAUUGGUUGUUCCCACAAGUCGAUGCUGCCGUUCACCAUGGUGGUUCUGGAACUACUGGAGCUUCAUUACGUGCUGGUUUACCUACUGUUAUAAAACCUUUCUUUGGUGAUCAGUUCUUUUAUGCAGGUAGAGUAGAAGACAUUGGAGUUGGUAUUGCUUUAAAGAAACUUAACGCUCAAACAUUAGCAGAUGCUUUAAAAGUAGCUACGACGAACAAAAUAAUGAAGGAUAGAGCUGGAUUAAUAAAGAAGAAAAUUUCCAAAGAAGAUGGGAUUAAAACUGCAAUAAGUGCAAUUUACAACGAACUUGAGUAUGCAAGAAGCGUUACUUUAUCAAGAGUGAAAACUCCGCGCAAGAAAGAGGAAAAUGUAGAUGCAACCAAACUGACACCUGCUGAAACAACGGAUGAAGGGUGGACGAUGAUUUAA